Bombus pyrosoma is the source of this 7743-nucleotide messenger RNA. RefSeq lists its product as uncharacterized. The transcript has 3 exons. Lineage: Eukaryota; Metazoa; Arthropoda; Insecta; Hymenoptera; Apidae. The record is from RefSeq and is a predicted model, not a curated record. Bases 1534 to 3315 code for a protein of 593 amino acids.
GCGGCACUUCCAUCGUGAAACGCGUGUCUCCGCUUCGUUCCUAAUUUCUCGACAGCCACAGAGUGUCGUUAAACAUCCCUCGUUGUCAACACUGCGGUUAACACUGGUUAAGCUAUUUUUAUUCUUUAUUCCUUGUAUCAAGGUCUCGAGUGUUGAUCGUGUUCGACUAAUCAGUUUGGAGCAUCGAAAAACUGUGCAACAGGUUUAUUUCCAGUUGUUUCACAUCUUGUUGUAUUUAUUCGUGCUUUCUGCAGAAUUCGUUCAAAGUUUUUUUUUUUUUUUUUGGGGCGGGGCAGGGAGAAAUUAUUUAUUUUGUUGGUAGAAUCGACUGAAGUUUUUCGAAGAAAGUGAAUUUCUAUCGCGCGAUCGACUGUGCGGAAUUUCCUUCGUUCUUUUUGGUGAAGACGAAUUGUUUUUGAGAGAAGAUUACCACGAAGAUUCUUGAGUUCUCAAGCUCUGCGUCCAAUACAGGAAUCUAAGAUCCUGGAAUAACAUUCUAUUCCGAGUUUGAUCAAGUUUCUGGUUCAACUACUCUGAAAGAUCGGACCAAGAGUCUGAAAACCUGACAGUUUAUCGUUUUAAAAGUUUAACGAAAUUUUUACUAGGAUUACGCUGAAAUAAACAUCGAACGAAAAGUUUGAGCAAGAGAGAUACUCGGAUCAAAUUUUCGGUCGAAUUAUUCGGAAAAUAAGAUUCGAACCAAGGAAUCUAAAAUUCCGAAGCUGUAAUAUCGUCCCGAUAUCUAGAAUUCUUGGAACCUAAAUCUCUAGAAAUUUCCCUGCAAAAUAAAAAUCCGUCGAAUUUGGAAAACUCGAAAGAAUCUUCAAAGAAAUCCGAAACACUGCAAUUUUUGGCACACGAAAAUUAGAAACUAAAGGUUUGAGAAGACGAUUUUUAGACGAGCAGACAAUUCGCAGGCUGCGGCCGAAAUCCUCGUUUUUACAAGUUGGCGAAAAUUUCACAGAGUUUUGAAACGUAUUGGAAGAACGUAUUGGAAGGCGAGGGGAAAAAGUUGGAAGAAUUCGAAGGAGAAUUGGAAGGAACGGUUAGGAAAAAAGAAAAAUCGGCGAGGUUGUCUCGAAGGCCAGCUACCUGGCACAGAUAAUCGGAGGAGAAGAAAGUUUCGUCUGGGUGCUGUAUCCGGUUAAAGACGUCGCCCACCUUCCUCGAUCGUGUGCUCAUCUUCGAUCAAUCUCGUAAUUCCUCUUUCAUCGUUCUUCGGUUUCUUUGCUCGUGGGGAAUUUCUGUGAAAGGAGAAAAAAGAGGAAAGCGAAGAGAGAGGUUUGGAAGCAGGAAUGCCGGCCUGUUAAUGAUCUUCGCGCGCUUCUUCGCCGUGGAAACGGAAGGAAUGAGAGGCACCGCGGGUGAAGUUCCACGGUGCCGAUUGAAUGGAGCUACUCCCAAGUGGUUUUGACCGUUUCUCGUGUUGGAUGACUCGUCUCUCUCUCACGCAACACGAUUGGACGUCCGCGUGAGUGGAGCCGGGGCCACAGAGCCAGCGUGUCCCAAUCGAUACGCAGCUAGUCGAUCAGCAUGAAGUGGCAGAACUGUGGCGGCGUAGGGUCCAGGUGCGUCAGACGCGCUCUGUUGUUCGUGUUCGUCUGGGGCCUGGUGAUGAUCGCAGCGGUGCAAUUCCGUCAUGUGGAGAACAGCCUUAGAGAGACACCAACGGCCGAAGAGUCCGCUAACGAGCUUCUCCUCGACGACAUCUAUCGUCGACGCGAGAUAAUGAAGAACCGUGGCUCUUCCAGUCUUGGUCUCUCCAGAUACCUCUUGCAAAGAUCCUCAGCAGACUCCAGUUUUUCAAAUUCCGGUGGUUCCAGCCUCUUAACCACUUUGACCACCAUAUCCAACAAUCCAACGAAAAAUCCUUCAGAGUUGGAGCCAUUGUUGGAUAAAAGACCAGCGAAAACGGAGGAAGAGUUGAUCGAGGAAAUAGAACAGAGGAUACCUAGUCUGCCUUUAGCUUACUGGAACAAGAACAGCAAAUAUCCUGCUGGUCAGAGCAAGACUAAAGGCAAUUAUAGCUGUUCCAAUCUGAAAUACCCCUCUAUCUACGAUAUAGAGUUUAAUAACGUUUACUGGCAAACGAUGCGGACCGGUAACGGCACGUUUCAAUUGUUUGGUGCUUACUACGAUCGUAGAAAGUUGUCGAGAAUAGGGCCAGCCGUUAGGAUCGUUGGGAUGAUUGAUAGAAUCGAGCCUAUUAUAAAGACUCGCUGUCAAUUUUGGUACGACGGAGAAAGAGAUCCUAUCAUUGUCGAGACAAUGGAAUAUAAAUACAUCUGGUACCCUAAAUGGGGUAACUACAAACAGGGAAUCUAUCAGCCGUACGUAAUUGCCUGCAAGAUCCCCCAGUCUCAUUGGUCAAAGGGACCUCCGGCUUCAGUUUCUAUGGUAGAAAAGAGCUGCGACACUCCCACCAAUAAUCUUAGAGUCAUAUACAAUAAGCCAGAACGUAAAAAAGAUUUUGCUGUCUGUGUGAAAGGUCUGGAUUUCCUUCACGAGGAUUUGUCUGUCAGACUGGUUGAAUGGAUUGAGUUAAUUAGCCUGUUAGGCGCCGACAAGAUCUUCUUCUAUCAGCUCCAGGUUCAUCCUAACGUGACAAAGAUUCUAGAUCAUUAUCAGAAAUUAGGGAUGGUCCAUGUGACCCCGCUGACGUUGCCUGGUGGGCAACCUAACGUUCCUGCUUUUCAACACAUGUAUCUGACAAAGAAGACCAAUCAUAAGAGACAGAACGAACUGAUUCCUUAUAACGACUGUUUGUACAAGCAUAUGUACGAGUAUGAAUAUAUUGCUUUAUUGGAUGUGGACGAAGUGAUCAUGCCGGUGAAAGACGCUACGUGGCAGGAUUUGAUGAAGAGGGUGCUGCAGAAAGCGUUAAAGAUUAGAAACGAGACUAGGGCUUCGUAUAACGUGAGGAACGUGUAUUUCCUCGACGAUUUGCUGCACUCGCAUGGGUACUUUAAGGGCAUGCCAAAGUACAUGCAUAUGUUGCAGCACGUCUAUCGUUCGCAAAACUUCACGAAACCUAAUCAGUACAUCAAGUGCUUCCACAAUCCGGAGAGGGUGGUGACCUUGCACAAUCACUUCCCUUUGGCGUGUUUGGGCGCCGGUUGCACCAGUUACCCCAUAGAGACUGAGGAUGCUCAACUUCAGCAUUACAGAGCCGAUUGCGUGAAAUCGUUGAAGAAGACUUGCGUCCAAUAUCGUGAGAACAGCGUGUUAGACACUACGAUAUGGCGAUACAAGGACCAAUUAAUCGAAAGAGUCACCAGGACGUUGGAAACUCUUGGUUUCUUUGGACCGAGCUAGCGAGAAUCAGGCUUCCUGAGUUUCCAUUUCGUGUGCUAUCGACGACGAAGCUUGAAACCGUUUAGAAUCGUUUCCUCCGUUCGUCUCGUUUCUCCUUCUAUCGAUUUCCUUUAAAACGGUCCAAUGUGCAAAAAGUUUGCUACUCGAAUGGUCGCUAGGAACGCGUUUGCUUCGAUUAACAAAGAAUUUUUGUCGAUUCCGAUGUUUAACUACAAAAAUUGCUUUCUAUAAAACUUUCCAUUCGGAACCAAAGUACGACGAUGCUUUGACGAACAGAAUAUAUCGAUGUCUGAAAUAUUAACAAAUACCGUACCAUAUUCUAGUUUCGUGUUUUUACAAAUACUUUAAACAAAUUAUUUCAUUAAUAAUUUAAAAAUCGCUUAUUUGUCUCUUAUAAAAAUAUCACAUAUUUUCUUAUUGUUAUGGAUUCUUCGGAAUUCGACAAAAACUCGAUGUGCUGUAGGAAAAGAAUCGGUGGUUAUGACAACGAAGCGUCGUGAUUCACCGACACGUUCGAGGAAGAAAAGGCUGUGUAAAUCGGACAGAACGUACGGCGACGAUUAGAAUAAUCUAUAGGAUAAGGAUAAGGAUAGCGUUAAUGAUUUCUCAAUUUGUGCCACUGGACGGAAUGUAAACUCGAUUCGCGGAAUCGUAGAUUGGAAACAUAACCUCUUUGCUCAACGCCCUUCGAGAUAGCCACGAAUUAUUUGGUUCUCGAUUAACUAUGCUGUCACGUGUGUGAUACGCUUUUUACGAAAUCGAAUAUCGUCAAACGAACGCAAUUGAAAGACUGGCAACUAAUUGCAGUUGCACUUGAAAUUCGAACCGAGGGAAACCUGUUUCGUCGUGUAACGCGAAAUAUUUUAUUUCCAAUAAUCAUAUCGUUCGAUACAUCGAAUUUUAUCAACUAGAGAAAUUCCAAUUUUUAACAAUUUGUCCAAUGUAUCGCGUACCGUUAAAUAAUAUAAUUCAAGUAUUUGGAAAUAUUUGGAUAUUAAAUUGAAACGAAAGAAUUUGAAUACUUUCCGAGCUUGAAAAUUCCGAACCUUAAAAAGAUAGAGAUUCUGGCUAUUUUUUAAUAUCCGAAUAUUUACAGAAUUUAUUAGAACGAAUUAGUCGAUUUCUUAAAUUAGCGAACGACAACCGAAUGUUCGAUUAGGCGAAUGUUUCGAGUAAUUUGAAAAGUCAUAUAGUAUUCGACUUGCUCGAAAAAUUCGAGAACCGAAGAGACGAGAUUAUCGCAUUAAAGGGAACGCUGAUCAUGCCGUAUAUUUCGAAUUUGAAAGAGAAGAAUCAAAGAAACAAACGAUCGAAAACGAGAACUAUAAAUAGCGAGUGUCGAAUAUUUUCAAAUUCGCAACUCGACGACGUAAUCUGGAUACGAAACGAGUUUAAACUUAUUAAUUUCAACGAUGAAAAUCGAUGAAGCUUCGUUGUAUUUUUAAUCGUACCGUAUUCUAGCCAUUUAUCGUUCUCUAUCGAGCGCUCUUUGUAUCGAUCGAUUGAAUUUACAUAAAUAUAUACAGACAUACGAGGAUAGAAAUAGGUUAGACGUUAACGUAUUUCAUUGUAAAAACGGGUUAGAGAGAAAAAGGAAAGCGAUGAAUCGAUGAAUCGAUAGAUCGAUAAAGGAUGUCGUCUCGUUUCUUCUUGUUGGAUCGAUCAUGUGACAGGAAGAUGCAUUUACCUAUAGGCGUCUGUUUAACCGAGUUGCACGAUCGUGUUGUAGGUGAAAGAGAUUAUAGUGAGAUGAAAACUUGAUUAUAUAUCGACAUUUAUAGAUUUCGAGAUUCGAAACGAUAAUUUCAAUUAGAUAAGGGGAUAUAAGAAGGCCGAAAUUUUGAGCGUCAAUUCAGAAUCGAAGUAUGGAGAGUAAAAGUGAAUCGAUUUCAAACGCCAGAAAUUGAAUAAUUCGUUGUUUAAUAAAAUAAAAUAAUCAGCGUAACUAAUCUUAUCUAAAAAUUAAUUUUUCCACUUUCGCAUAAUUAAUACAGCUUAUUGGAGAUGUAUAUAGAGCUGAUAUACCUAUGUGGCCCACUUUUGUUUUCAAUGUCUUGAUUGUUUGUUCCCUUUUUUAACACUCCAUAAUAUAGAAAAAAUUAUGUACGAUAUAUAAUGUGAAAAGCAGAUUCUAGAAACGUAGUUGAAGUAUCACUCUAAUAAUGACUUUUACGAUUUGAUAUCUAAUCUUGGCUACAAUCUCCUUUUCGAUUAAUAUCGGUGAAUUAAUGUUAAAGAUUUAGUUUAUAAUCGUACUAUAUCUCUUCCACCAAGCCUAUAUUAGUAUUAAUUAGAUUAUUAUUAUUGUGCGAAAACUAAGACCCGCAGUAUCGGUUUUUCUCUGUCAUUUUUUCCUCUUCUUUCUCUUGAUUUCCUCGCGUGGAACGGAAAUUGUCCGUGAAGAUGAUUGUGAUUGUGAUGUUUGUAUCGAAGCGAUAACGGGAAGAAAGCUGAUUAUGGGUAUCAAUCGGCAAGUGAAACGAACGGUACUUCAUCGAUUAAAACAACAUCGAUCGUUCAUUUGGGACCAUCGUUUUCAAUUUAUUGUUCGGCAAUUCUAUGGAAUGCUUUGCGCACAAUGUUUCAUAAUAGAAGAGUAAACUAGAAUAAAGAGAUGGAAUUUUUCAACGAAUUGAGUUAAAAAAAUAUAUUUCUCGAACGAUAAAUUGAAAAAUGAUAUUUAGUUUGAAACAUAUUAUUGUGCACAGAGCAUGGGAUUGCUUGGAGAAAGGUUUGGUUUCGAUGCCACAAUACCAGAGGAUGGUCUCGAGUUCACGAUCGAUGCUGUAAUUCGAGUUUACUGUAAACUAACGAUCGUAACUCUGGUCGAAUAGCGUUUCUUGCGCGUUUCGACCGAGACAUAACGAGAGCCCCUUGUCCCAGGGAUGUACGAGCACGUUGAAUUGUGAAAGACCAGAUCGAUCUUGAAUUCUGUCACGUAAAGCGAAGACGACACGAAAUAAAUUGUAUUGCACGGUUUUCGAAACAUUGCGCGAUGGCCCGCCAUUUUUAUGUCACGCUCAAGGGUCACUCGUCUUGGGCAAUAACAUUUCAUGUUGAAAGAGAAGGAAAGAGAUUGAAACCUCGUUAAAAUAAUGGCUUCCCAGUAAAUAGAAUUUUCGCAAUUUUUAAUUAAAGAUAUCGAAGAUAUCGAAAGUAGAGAAAUUUUAGAGCGGUGAUUCGAAAAUUUCAAACUUUGAAAGUUAAGCGUCUGAAAAUUUCAAACAUCAAAACGUUAAAAACAUGAAAAAUUGGACAGUUCCGGAAUACGCAAAUCGGCCGCAGGCAAAAUUUUCAAAUAUUCGAAAAUCAAAACAAAAUUCAGUAACUUAAAGAUUCGGACAGUUACUAUUCAGAAAUCUUCUUGAUACUCGAGAUUUCAAAAAUAUAAUAAUCAAAAAAAAAUGCAAGAGUACGUAAAAUUUGCAAAUUUAACAAAUUUAAAAAAUUCUAAAUUCUAAAAAUCUGUUAGAAUCGAAUUAACUCUAUCGUCAGGAAAAAUGGAAGUUCUUCAAUUAUUGCACACGAUAUUGCAUCAGAGUUGUCGAAAAAAGAAGAAGGAUACUUGUAACGUAAAAAAAUCAUGGUGUUCGGAGUUUCAUAAAGGAACGAAAGUACAUCCCUGGAACGACCGAAUGCUUUUUUCCUACGUGUAUUUUCUUCGUAACUCGAAGCGGCCCCCAUGGCCGCGUUUUCCUUUCCUUUUUGCAUGGUGAACCUCGAUCGCUUUCUACGCGACACGAUUGUUUCCUUUCUUUCCUUUUUUUACGCUGUUAGGUGAGAGCGCGAUUGACGUUGCACCAUGAACUAACAUAUAGAUUAUUAUUAUUAUUCCUAUUAUUAUUAUUAUUAUUCCUAUUAUUACUUCUAUUAUCAUUACUACUACUACUACUACAGCUACUACUAUUACUGCUACUACUACUACUACUACUACUACUACUACUACUACUGCUACUAUCAUUAUUAUUAUCUUUAUUAUUAUAAUGUUCUCGUGUAGCGGAUCUAUUCAUUGAAAUCCUUUCCAAUGAAUACGUAUACUUAUACACACGCAGUUACUAAGACACAGUGGUGUAAUCGGCGUUAACUGAUCGAAAUUUAUUUCUUUUUCAUCAUUCAACGCGAUCGUAACGAUCAGACUGACGAUAAUAUUCCUGUUUAAACGACUAUUUACGCUCGGUUUCGCGGUAUCUUUGAACAUCUGGUAACUAUUUCCGGUUUGUCUGGUGAUUUGGAUCGUUUCUAGUGGUCUAGUUCGUUUUUGGUUGACCUGGUGUUUUUAGAAAGGCGAAAUCGAGCGUCAAAGUGCCUAAACUCGCGUUGGUCGCGAAUAGAAUGCGAUCCACGGCUCAGUCUUGACGAUCGAUCUCUCGUUUUUUAUGUAAAUACACAGAAGAGUCGGUUGGGAUAAUAAUAAACCAUUACCAGAUA